Messenger RNA from Pieris macdunnoughi, 1032 nucleotides. The record is from the annotation of a GenBank genome assembly. Lineage: Eukaryota; Metazoa; Arthropoda; Insecta; Lepidoptera; Pieridae.
AUGUCUCAUCAGACUGGAAUUCAAGCAAAUGCGCAACUGCAAAAAUAUUUUAGCAAAUGCAGAGAGGGAAAAAUAAGACUCUUGAAAGUUAGCAUUGAGGAUGAACAACUUACAUUGUCAACACACCAACCAGUAAAAGGGACUUGGGAGCAGGAUUUUGAUAAAUAUGUACCACCUCUGAUUGUUGAAGAUCUACCCUGUUACAUACUUUAUAGGUUUGACUCAACAAAUUCUCUAGGAUAUGAAUGGUUACUACUCAGUUGGUCACCGGACAGUGCUCUAGUCAGACAUAAAAUGUUAUAUGCCUCUACAAAAGCCACAUUGAAGCAGGAAUUUGGGUCUUCACACAUUAAAGAUGAAAUGCAUGCUACAGUAAAGGAUGAAGUAUGCCUCAAAGGUUACAAAGCACAUGUGAGUGGUGUGAAUGCUCCCGCACCUCUCACGGACAGAGAAGAGGCUUUGAAAGAAUUGAAUGAGAGUGGACAAGGUCCUAACUAUGGCACGGAUGCAAGACAGUCAACAAUGGGUGGUAUUGCUUUCCCGAUAACAGAGUCAGCCAAGCAGGGCAUAAUUGAUCUCCAACGAGGUUCCUACAAUUACUUACAAUUUAAGAUAGAUUUAGAAGAUGAAAAAAUUUGUUUAGCGAAAGCUGCAAAUAUUAGUUUGGCUGAGCUCCCUUCACAAGUGCCGAGUGAAGAGGCAAGAUAUCAUCUAUACGUAUUCAAACAUACACACGAAGGAGAUCCACUUGAUAGCAUAGUAUUCAUCUACUCCAUGCCAGGCUACACUUGCAGUAUAAAGGAGAGAAUGAUGUAUUCCAGUUGCAAAGGAAACUUUCUUGAUCUUAUUGAAUCUAUGGGAGUACUGGUUUCUAAGCGGGUGGGUAUCGAUGAAGGAAAGGAACUAACUGAGGAAUUUCUAUAUGACGAAAUACAUCCGAAAGUAAAUUUGCACAGACCAGCCUUCGCUAAGCCAAAGGGGCCGCCCAAUAGGGGAGCCAAACGAAUCACAAAAGCUCAAUCAACGCAAUAA